AUAUUCCCUUUCUUCAAAGUUUCUGUUACAAAACCUUUAUUACUAAUAAAAAUUAGGAAAAUCAGCAGGAAAUAGCCCUUUAGAGAUCCCCUUCAAGCUCGUAGCUGCGAGAAAACAGAAGAAAGCAUCCACGGCAAGGAUCCAUGUCGGAUCCAUACGAGAGAGUGACCGGAGGUCGGUUGAUGUUCAAAGGAGGCGCAGUAGCCAGCCGCAGCAAAGCAAUCGACAAGAAGAAGAAGAAAAAGAAGAACAAGUCCGCCGAAGACGUCGUUUCCGAUGAGCCUUUAACCGGUGACGCCGCCCUUGCCGCUACUGAGCAACAAGCUGACGCUCCCGAGGAUAUGUUUACGAUUGACGCCGCUAAGCGCAGGAAAUACGAUGAUUUGUUCCCUGUUGAAGCCAAGAAAUUCGGGUACGACCCGAAUGCUAAAGCCAAGUCCGUAGAAGAAGCCCUUGAUGACCGGGUCAAAAAGAAAGCAGACCGUUACUGUAAAUGAAUCCCUAAGCUUUUUUAGGUACUGUCUGUUAAUCCUUGUAAUUUCUAUAUGAUUCUCAGUUUGCUGUGAUCUCGGGCUUACUUAUAACUUCACAUUAGUGUUUUUAGCCCCAGUUUUAUUGCCUGUAUCAACAGAAUCGUAUUUCGGAGAGUAGUUAAUCUUUGAUUACAAACACUUUGAGUAUUGUUGCUUUUGUUGAUGUGCUAAUUCAAAGUAAAUAAGUAAAAUUUACUUUGACACAAAAUUAGUUAGUUAGCUGUA
Molecule: messenger RNA, 758 nt
Organism: Solanum pennellii
Lineage: Eukaryota; Viridiplantae; Streptophyta; Magnoliopsida; Solanales; Solanaceae
Exons: 1
Coding region: 144-497 (117 amino acids)
Cellular component (GO): nucleolus
Source: RefSeq, a predicted model, not a curated record